AUGGCCUUCAAGCCUGAGCCAAACCAAACGCCUGCUCUGAUUCAGAGCAUGUUUGAUGUGUUGCCUGGCGACAUCACAGUUGAAGGCAACGGGUGGGGUUACAUGUUCAUAAGGAAGAAUUGUUCUUGCGCUGCAGGUAUCAAGAAAUACGUGUCAAACACCACUUUCACUGUGAAAUCUAAUGAGGGGUUGGUGUAUGACGUGGUGAUGGAUGCCUAUGAUGGCCUUGCUUUCCUUCCCAACACCACCAGGAGGGCCAGGAAUGGUGCUGUUGUGUCUCUGAGGUUGUUUUGUGGCUGCUCCAGUGGGUUGUGGAACUAUAUGGUCAGCUACGUGAUGAGAGAUGGGGAUAGUGUCGAAUCCUUGGCAAGCAGGUUUGGGGUUAGCAUGGAUAGCAUUGAGAGUGUGAAUGGCAUUGGUAAUCCGGAUAAUGUCACUGAUGUCAGAGUUGGGGCUGUUGAGGGGGCUUAUGUAGUUGGGAUUUGGGACAAGCGAUGGGAUAUGACAGUGGUUUUUGAGAAUUUUCCUGGUGAUCCUUAUCCACUGAUUAAUGCUGCUCCACCAGUUCCUGUUCCUUCGCCAUCCUUUGAUAAUUUUUCAGCUGAUGGAGUCAACCAUAAGGCUCAUGUACCCUACGGAUGGAUCAUUGGGGGCCUAGGAGUUGGUCUUCUUCUAAUAAUAUCAACUGUAAUUCUCUGUGUUUGUCUGAGAUCAUCAAAUUGUUUUGUUGAUGAUGCCAGAACUCACGAGAAAGAUGCUGAGCGCAAGAUUUCACAUAAAUUCCAUAUUCUAAGGAACCCAAGUUUUUUCUGUGGUUCUGGAAGGUACAUAUGUGGCAAGCAUGUUGAACAGCAGAAGCAAACAGAUGCUGAAUCCACUCUUGGGCCUGACGUAUUUGAAAUGGAUAAGCCUGUUGUUUUUACAUAUGAAGAGAUUUUCUCCACAUCUGAUGGUUUCUCUGAUUCAAAUCUACUUGGGCAUGGAACUUAUGGAUCUGUUUAUUAUAGCCUCCUUCGUGAUCAGGUUUUUGGCCAUAUACUUGAAGAGUUGAAGUUGGAAGUUGCUAUUAAAAGAAUGACUGCUACUAAAACAAAAGAAUUUAUGUCAGAGAUGAAAGUUUUGUGUAAGGUUCAUCAUGCUAAUCUGGUAGAAUUAAUUGGCUAUGCAGCUAGUCACGAGGAGCUUUUCCUAGUUUAUGAAUAUGCUCAGAAGGGUUCACUUAGAAGCCAUUUGCAUGAUCCUCAAAGUAAGGGUUCAUUUGAUUUGGUAUACAUAUGUGGAAGGGGUCAUUCUCCACUUUCUUGGAUCAUGAGGGUGCAGAUUGCGCUUGAUGCUGCUCGGGGUCUUGAAUACAUACACGAGCACACAAAAACUCAUUAUGUACACCGUGAUAUCAAGACCAGUAACAUAUUACUUGAUGCUUCCUUUAGAGCAAAGAUUUCAGAUUUUGGGUUAGCAAAACUUGUUGGGAAAGCAAAUGAGGGAGAAAUUUCAACUACCAAAGUUGUUGGUACAUACGGAUAUCUUGCCCCAGAAUAUUUAAGUGAGGGUCUUGCGACAACUAAAAGCGAUGUCUAUGCAUUUGGUGUUGUCCUUUUUGAGAUUAUAUCAGGAAAGGAGGCCAUCAUUCGAUCAGAAGGCACGACGACAAAAAAUUCUGAAAGACGUUCACUGGCAUCUAUAAUGCUGGGAGUUCUUCGGAAUUCACCUGAUUCCAUGAGCAUGUCAAGCUUGAGAGAUUAUAUUGAUCCAAAUAUGAUGGAUUUGUAUCCCCAUGAUUGUGUAUUCAAGAUGGCCACGCUGGCAAAGCAAUGUGUGGAUGAGGACCCCAUCUUACGACCUGAUAUGAGACAAGUUGUGAUUUCCCUCUCACAGAUUCUCCUUUCUUCUGUUGAGUGGGAAGCAACUCUAGCUGGGAAUAGCCAGGUUUUCAGUGGCCUUGUUCAGGGAAGAUAG
This is a messenger RNA of Sphenostylis stenocarpa, 1956 nucleotides long. NCBI's taxonomy places the organism in Eukaryota, Viridiplantae, Streptophyta, Magnoliopsida, Fabales, Fabaceae. The record is from the annotation of a GenBank genome assembly.